Messenger RNA from Sipha flava (yellow sugarcane aphid), 563 nucleotides. RefSeq names its product ribonuclease kappa-B-like. The transcript has 3 exons. Gene Ontology annotation, molecular function: RNA endonuclease activity. Lineage: Eukaryota; Metazoa; Arthropoda; Insecta; Hemiptera; Aphididae. The record is from RefSeq and is a predicted model, not a curated record. Bases 143 to 439 code for a protein of 98 amino acids.
AAAAAUUGGGCGGAUGAACAAGAUAAACACCACUGUACAACCCAAGAAGAUCCAUUAAUUAUUAAUGCAUUUUUAUGCUUUCUGAUCCAUUCAGAUAUUAAUUUAAUUUUUAUUUUAAUUCGUUAAUCGAAAGUUAUAGACCAUGAAAUUCUGUGGACCCAAAUUAUCACUAUGUGGGAUCAUCAUCAGCAUUUGGGGUAUAAUCCAAUUGGUGUUGAUGGGAUUCUUUUACUACAUUCGGAGCGUAGCCUUAAUCGAAGACCUGAAUAUUGGCGAGGACCAUAUAUUUAAAAAUUCGCAAGAGUUUUAUAGCACUGCUGACAAAAUGUAUUCUUUGAAUGCAUACAAUUGUUGGAUCGCUGCAUGUCUAUACAUAUUUACACUUGUUGUAUCUGGACAUCAGUUUUACAUGAACAAUCGAAACACAAUGAGUUUGUAAAGUGUUAUUUAAAUGUUACCUUUUUUUUAUUGUAGGAGGUAUUUUUUCUUUAUUGUCAUCAUUUUUUUUCUAUUACUUCUUUGAUCAUAUUUGAGUUAUUAUACUUUGUUAACAGAUUGUUAAA